Messenger RNA from Mya arenaria, 4957 nucleotides. RefSeq names its product ral guanine nucleotide dissociation stimulator-like 1. NCBI's taxonomy places the organism in Eukaryota, Metazoa, Mollusca, Bivalvia, Myida, Myidae. Gene Ontology annotation, molecular function: guanyl-nucleotide exchange factor activity. The transcript has 15 exons. Bases 461 to 2497 code for a protein of 678 amino acids. Gene Ontology annotation, cellular component: plasma membrane. Gene Ontology annotation, biological process: positive regulation of GTPase activity; Ras protein signal transduction. The record is from RefSeq and is a predicted model, not a curated record.
UUAUGAACGAAAUAUGAAACGAAGUGUGUACUAGUUGGUACAUUAAUUUUGAAUUUAUUUUACAUUCGUUUGGAGUAUUUAAGUAGGUGUUUGCACUUUCUUGAGUGUUUACUAUUGAUGUGCUAUAAAAAAGUACUGUUUCAAAAACACAACUUCUGUUAGACAAUAACAUGUUUUCUUAAUUGAUAAAGAAUUGAUAAGAGAUAAUUAGUGUAAGGUAGUGAAAUGCACAGUGUUUGUUUUAGGGUGAUUUUGUGAUAAGACCCUGGACAGGUUUCAUUUGAAACAAUUGUUUGAUAUCCACCGAACCACUUUCAGUUUCAUUGCUGUUAUAAGGUAGGGAAGAGGUAGUGGUGAACAAGUGUGGUGGAUUACACAAGUGCUUUAGAGAUUUGUGAAUCUUUGGAGACAGACUAAGAUGUUGGUGUAGCCGUUUUGUGUGAGGAUUAUUCAGCUCCAAAUGAUGAAAAUCUCUCUUGAUGACGUGACACGUUUCUGGCGGGAGGAGAGGGAUGAAGGUGCCAUCUACAAUGUCUUCCUAAAGCGGGUCACCUACCAUACCCUCUCUGAGAAUGAGAACAAGAGCACCAAUGAGUUUUCGCACCUGAUGUGGGAGACGCAGAAGUUCCGCGUGAUAAAGGCAGGCACUCUCGAGAAGCUGGUUGAGUACCUGUACAUCCGUGGAGAGAUGGACUCCUCAUACAUGAACGUGUUCCUGGCCACGUAUCGCACGUUCAGCAGCACAGAGGAGGUCCUAGCGCUCCUGUUGGACCGAUACAGGGCCGUAAAGACGAAUAAAGAGGUGAAGAAUGAACUGCAAGAUGUACAGCUCAGAACAAUAAAAUCAGUGCUCUCGGUCUGGAUCGAUACAUACCCUGAGGAUUUUCGCGAACCCCCAACCUACCCGAGCCUCAGGACUCUCGAAAGUUUCGCGUUCGAUCAUCUUCCGGACUCAGACAUGGCCAUACGCGUCAAACACAAGAUGGAACGGUUUAAGAAAGAGGAUCUCAGUAAAUCUGAAGGGAGGAUAGAGUUCCACUUCAAUCUGGUGGACGAAGUGGAUCACAUGAUAGCUGCAGAGUACCAUAAGCCUCUGUCCUUCUGUGAUAUUCCCAACCAGACUGUGGCUGAGCAACUCACAUACAGGGACGCUGAGCUGUUCAAGAGAGUGGUUCCUCACCAUUGUCUGGGUGCCGUCUGGGCCCGGCGAGCUCGUAAAGUCGGCAAGGGUAACACUGUAGCGGGUAGCGUGCUGGCUACUAUUGACCAGUUUAACCGUGUCUCCCUAAGGGUGAUAGCCACCAUACUUAAGAACCCAGACCUCAAGACCACCCACCGCAUGAAAAUACUCCAGAAGUGGAUCGAAAUUGCUCAGGAAAUGCGUCACUUGAAGAACUUUUCGUCCCUCAAGGCAAUAAUCUCAGGCCUGCAGGCCAACUCUGUGUACAGACUGAGGAAGGCCUGGGGACUCUUGCCCAAGGAGAGUAUUGCCGAGUUUGAGGAGCUGUCGAAGAUUUUUUCGAAUGAGAACAACCAGCUGGCCUCUCGAAAUCUCCUUAUGAAGGAGGCCACGGCCAAAUUCCCUGAUGUUGACUCGUCAAACAAAACAUUGCGGCGCCGAAACCAGAUGAAACGACAAUCAUGGAUUGAUAAUGGUGUGGUACAAGGCACUGUCCCCUAUCUCGGCACAUUUCUAACCGACCUAACCAUGAUCGACACAGCCCUUUCUGACCUCACUGACGGGCUCAUAAACUUUGAGAAACGUCGUAAAGAGUUUGAAGUUCUCGCCCAGAUAAAGUUAUUACAGUCGGCGUCGCAGAUCUACACGUUUAAGGAGAAUGAACAGUUCUGGGCGUGGUUCGAUGCUGUACGAGUCUAUGAUGAAAAUGAAAGCUACGAGCUGUCCUGUGCCAUAGAGUUGCCUACAGAUAUUGGAACAAAAACAAAACGAAAACAAACCACAGGGUCAGGUGUUCGUCCUGGGAAGGCUGAUCAGAACCGCUUCUCGGUGUUCAUGUGUGGUGGUGUGAUCUACGACGACAAAGCUAGCAAUACUAGCAGCUCUAACCUUGACUCACCUGUCUCACCUAACACAGCGAUGUCACACUCCUCCUCUACCUCGUCUCUCCAGUCAUGUGACAGUGAUAACUCGACUCCCUUCAAGUCCCCCGAUGCCUGUGUCAUCAAGGUCUCCAUAGAGGCUAGCCCCACCCCAAAAUCUCAUGUCUACAAAAGCAUCAUGCUGUACAACACUGACCACACCCACACAGUCAUACAGCGAGUGUUGGACAAAUACGAUAUCCGGGGGAAGGAGAAAGACUUCUGCCUGCUGCAAGUGCUACCUGACAGCGAGUUGUUGAUCCCAGAAAAAGUAAAUGUGUUUUAUGCCAUGAACAAUAAUGGAGAUUAUAAGUUUGUUUUGCGAACUAAAAAGGAGCAAGAAGCUCUCACACAGAGUAAAAAACGUGGCAGACGACGGCUCAAGUUGACGUUGUGAUAAAGUGUUGUGCUCUUGCGGAUUAUAAACAGCGUUAACAGCUUUCUUGUGUUCUUGUUGGGAAGAUUUUGUGUUUUAAUGUGUUGCUGAGUAUUUUAAACUUUUAUUAGUGCUCAAUAUUAUCCUAUUGUUUUGUUUAUUUAAUAGACAAAAAGGAAAGGAUUUUUUAGUCAUUAACUUUUAUUUUAUGUUCUUGAGUUUGAUAAAUGAGUUUCAGCUUUUCAUGCUUUUGUGUUGAAAUUACAGUGUCUAUAUUUAAUAGGCCAUUAUAAGUGUUCAGAUAAAAACUAUGCUACAAUACAAUAUUCAUGUAUUCAAGGCUAUAUCAACUUCAUAAUCAUGCUUUUAGUUAUUUUUGGGUAUGUUAAAUGACUGUUUACUUGAUAUCAAUUCACACUCACAAUUCACGAUAAGUUAUUGUAAUUUAUUGUACCGCAUGUGGGACACUGACCCUGUUAGGAGUCUUAACCUAUGAAAAACAAUGAUUGUAUAACAUAUCCUUAGAUGUUACAAAAAUGAUUGUUUGUUUCUGGUUUCCUGACAGAUCUUUAUUUUUUUAAACCAACCCUUGUUAUUGCCAUCAAUUUUAUUUUUUCUGACCGUUAAAUUUAUGUUGUUAUGGUCUUAUCUAGUCAGCAAUUACUUGUGUUGUAAAUACAUGUUAUUAUAGAUUAUAUAUUUCUUUGAAGUUAACAAAGACUCAAACAAAAUGGCGAUGGCUCAAGAAUGAAAUUGGUAUUCAGACACUGCGUUACCUAACCAUGAAACAAAUCACGACCUUUCAAGCCUUCUAUUUUUGACAGUGAAAUCAGAAACAAACAAUAUAUUAGUUUGGCUUUUUUCAUAAAUUCAUUAUUUUAAGAUGAUGGUUGUUAAUAUAUUUGAGUAUUUACAGAGGUUGUUGUGCAAUUUUAUAAGAAAUGGUGCUGUCAGUUCCUCAUCAUACUCUGCCCAUACUGAUUGCUCCAUGUAAAAAGUGUUUCACCUUAAUUUUAAAUUCAUUUGGAUUGAUUACCCUUGUUUUUAAGUCUUCAAAAUAUUAUGAUUUUCCUGCUGCCAUCAAAAUACAUUGUGUUUUAAUUAGUAUGAAUACUCUUUGUUCAUAUAAUUUCAGGAUUAUAACUCGUAAGAUAUAACAGAACAAAAAAAAAGUGGGUUUUUUUUACCGUUCAGGUGGCCUUGACCUCUUAAAGGCUUGUACUAUUUCGACCACUGUUUAAUAAAAAAUGAAAUUAGAUUAUUGUUACAUAAGGACAAUGUAAAUGAGUAAUGUGGUAUUUACAAGAAUAUAUUUAUUUGUGCUCAGUCAAGCAUUUCUGACUUUUAACAAACUUUCCAAAUUUUUGAUAAACUGGUCAUGUUAUGUUUCAAUGGUCUAAAAGUAUUGGCCUCUGUAGCAUAUAGUCCCAUCAUACUGCCUGUUUUGUUCAUUUGUGUUCAUUUUACUUGUAUUAUUGAUGCACACAUGUCAUCAUGUCAUUAAACUGCUGGUCGGUAUUUGUCUUUCAUCAAAUACUAGCACAAGUUUUGGAUUGUUUAAUCCACAAAGUAUACAUGAUAGUAUAUUCUAGUCAAAAUGUAAAUAUCCAUGGUUAAUGAAGAUAACCAAAUGUUAAAGUAUCAUAGAGUUUUAGGUAAAGAGUUCAGGAAGGUUGCUGCACUCUGUCCUUUGCGGGUUGAACCGUUCUUUAAAUACACACAAAUUUAACAUAUCUGGGAGUUGAAACCUAAUAUUAUUUCUAUCAAAUGAACACAACAUCGAACACUUUCUGUCAAUUUAUAAUGUGGAAGUUUUUCCCAGCCUGUUUUUAAUGUGCCGUUUUCUCACUUGGUACCCUGUCCCUUUUCUGCAGCACCCUGUCCCUUAUCUGCAGCACCCUGUCCCUUUUCUGCAGCACACUGCCCUUUAAAAAACCUUGUUAGAACCCUAGGUAUUGAUAUUAUUGUAGUAGCUUUUUGUUUAUUAUCCAAGUAGUGCUAAAAUCCAGAAAAUAUAUAUGCUGUGCAAAAUUUCAUACUGCAAAUUUAUUGAAGUAUUUAAAUGUCUUGUUGAUUUUGUUGUUAUAUGUAUGUAAAUGUUAGUGAAUUAUACCAAAUUGUGCAAUACAUUGAAAAAGGUUAUAUAUAUAAAGAUAGUUAUAGUUCAACAGUCAAUUGUAUAAACUUGGAUAAGAUUCCACAGGUUAUCUUUAGGCUAGUUUGCACAUUUAAAUGAUUUCAUUGGUUAAUAUUUAUUUUUGGAUAAAUAUUGACCAAUCAAUAAACCCUUUGGCCAACUUUAGCCAAUCUAAAGACUUAACCAGUUUUAUACUAUUGGCUGUUGAUGUUUACAUAUUUUAAUCUCGUAGUGUUACUAGAUAAGAACAAUCAACAUUGUCAUUACCAUGUUGUAUUUAAUUUAUAAACUGUAGUUAUUUUAACAUUGUUAGUCAAUAUAUUUAUUUUUAAUUCGUCUGUUUU